GCUCUCACAAUAAACCCAUCAAUCUCUUUCUUUCUUCGUUCUCUCUCUUUCUCUCUCCACCUACAGCCAACAACCGAGGGAGAGAAGUUUCAUCAUUUUUCCUCUAUUUUUCUGGUCAUUGUUUUGCCUUAGUUCUGUAGCUGUUUUCCGUUUCUCGCCGGAAUCCGGUGCUAUUCUCUGAGCUUAUCAUUUCGUCUACCGGAUUCCGCAGGUUGUUUUCUAUUUUUUCUUCUUCUUGUUUUCGUUCAGUUCCAGUGUUGCUUUGGCCGUAUGCAGUCGGAAUCCAGGUCGAUGAAGGUCUCUCCGUUGGAGCUUAUGUCGGCAAUAAUCAGGAAGGCGAUGGAUCCGUCGCAGGAUUCCUCCGAGUCGGUUCGGGAAGUAGCUACUCUAAUCUUGGAGAACAGAGAGUUUGUCAUGAUCUUGACUACCUCGAUUGCAGUUCUGAUCGGCUGCGUUGUGGUCCUUGUUUGGAAGAGAUCCAGCGAUCAGAAGGCUAAGUCGUUCGAGCCACCUAAGCAAUUGAUAGUCAAAAAGCCUGAGCCGGAAGUCGAUGAUGGCAAGAAGAAGGUCACUGUGUUUUUUGGCACGCAGACCGGUACAGCUGAAGGAUUUGCAAAGGCUCUUGCUGAGGAGGCGAAAGCUCGAUAUGAGAAGGCGACUUUUAGAGUGGUUGAUUUGGAUGAUUAUGCAGCCGAUGACGAUGAGUACGAAGAAAAGUUGAAAAAGGAGACUUUAGCUAUUUUCUUCUUGGCUACAUAUGGGGAUGGUGAGCCAACGGAUAAUGCGGCACGUUUCUAUAAAUGGUUCUCUGAGGGCAAGGAGAAGGGAGAAUGGAUUUCAAAUCUACAGUAUGCAGUAUUUGGCCUUGGUAACCGGCAAUAUGAACAUUUCAAUAAGAUUGCAAAAGUGGUGGACGAACAGCUUGCUGAACAGGGUGGAAAGCGUCUUGUCCCAGUGGGUCUAGGAGAUGAUGAUCAGUGUAUUGAGGAUGAUUUCUCUGCUUGGCGUGAAGCAUUAUGGCCUGAGCUGGAUAAGUUACUUCGAGAGGAGGAUGAAUUUACAACUGUUUCUACCCCGUAUACUGCUGCUGUAUUGGAGUACAGGGUUGUAUUUUAUGAUGCUGCAGAUGUAUCUGGAGGGGACAAGAAAUGGGCUUUUGCAAAUGGUCACGCUGUUUACGAUAUUCAACAUCCAUGCAGGGCUAAUGUGGCCGUGAGAAAGGAACUUCAUACUUCUGCAUCAGACAGGUCUUGCACCCAUCUGGAGUUUGAUAUUUCUGGCACUGGACUGACCUAUGAAACUGGAGAUCACGUGGGUGUUUUUUGUGAGAAUUUGGAUGAAGUUGUAGAGGAGGCAAUUCGUUUAAUUGGUCUGUCACCUGAAACGUAUUUCUCUAUCCAUACUGAUAAGGAAGAUGGCACACCAUUAAGUGGAAGUUCAUUGCCGCCACCGUUUGCACCUUGCACUUUAAGGACUGCGUUGACUCAAUAUGCAGACCUUUUGAGUUCACCAAAGAAGUCUGCCUUGGUUGCUCUAGCUGCUCAUGCUUCUGAUCCAGCUGAAGCUGAUCGACUGAGACAUCUUUCAUUACCUGCUGGAAAGGAUGAGUAUUCUCAAUGGAUAGUUGCGAGUCAGCGUAGUCUCCUCGAAGUUAUGGCUGAAUUUCCAUCUGCAAGGCCUCCGCUUGGUGUCUUUUUUGCGGCAGUUGCCCCACGUUUACAGCCGAGAUAUUACUCUAUAUCAUCUUCUCCAAGGAUGGCCCCGUCUAGAAUUCAUGUAACUUGUGCAUUGGUCUACGACAAAACACCAACAGGACGAAUUCACAAAGGUUUAUGUUCAACUUGGAUGAAGAAUGCUAUUCCACUAGAGGAGAGCCAAGCAUGCAGUUGGGCGCCAAUUUAUGUUAGGCAAUCGAACUUCAAACUUCCCACAGAUUCUAAAUUGCCGAUUAUCAUGAUUGGUCCUGGAACGGGGUUGGCUCCUUUCAGAGGGUUCUUGCAGGAAAGGUUAGCUCUGAAAGAAUCUGGUGUAGAAUUAGGACACUCCAUACUGUUCUUUGGAUGCAGGAACAGGAAAAUGGAUUACAUCUAUGAGGAUGAGCUGAACAACUUUGUUGAAACUGGCGCACUUUCUGAGCUGAUUGUUGCGUUCUCACGUGAGGGACCCUCUAAGGAAUAUGUGCAGCAUAAAAUGGUUGAAAAGGCCUCGGAUAUCUGGAAUCUAUUAUCUCAAGGGGCUUAUAUUUAUGUUUGUGGUGAUGCUAAGGGCAUGGCCAGAGACGUUCACCGAACUCUUCAUAACAUUGUGCAAGAACAGGGAUCUCUCGACAGCUCCAAGGCUGAGAGUAUGGUUAAAAAUCUUCAAAUGACUGGCAGGUAUCUCCGUGAUGUGUGGUAAAAAGGUUUUCAUUCCAUAUCGAAGGGGGGGCAUUAAGGUCAGCUAGCUGUAAGCUCAGCUCAUUAUUAUGGCAGAUAGGUCUGUGAUUCUUUUUUUUCUUUUUUUCUUUUUUUCUUUUGUUUCUUUCUUUUCCACUCUUCUCUCCUUUUACAGAAGGAUUCUUUGUUGUAAUUUAUAAACCUAAUAAGUAUGAUGAGUAGGAAUAGUUCAUGAACUCCUGAUUUUCCCUGUAAGAGCCAACAAAGAUGGUUCGAACGUCACACGUCUCUGUAAUUGUCACCUUAUUAUAUAUACAUACAUUAGGGUCAAAUUUGGUUUUCAUAAAUCUAUGUGUUUCAAUUGGACUC
This is a messenger RNA of Cucurbita pepo subsp. pepo (vegetable marrow), 2744 nucleotides long. RefSeq names its product NADPH--cytochrome P450 reductase 1. Gene Ontology annotation, cellular component: cytosol. NCBI's taxonomy places the organism in Eukaryota, Viridiplantae, Streptophyta, Magnoliopsida, Cucurbitales, Cucurbitaceae. The record is from RefSeq and is a predicted model, not a curated record. Gene Ontology annotation, molecular function: flavin adenine dinucleotide binding; FMN binding; NADPH-hemoprotein reductase activity.